This is a messenger RNA of Amoebophrya sp. A120, 6553 nucleotides long. NCBI's taxonomy places the organism in Eukaryota, Dinophyceae, Syndiniales, Amoebophryaceae. The record is from the annotation of a GenBank genome assembly.
UUCGACCGUGUACACGCGCUGUAGCUGUGUAGCCGCCUCUACUAAAACUAGUAAGCGUGGUCAAGAUUUAGCUCAUGAAUAGCUCCAGCUGCACUCUUAAAGUUCUGGAACGCCGCCCCGCAGCCAAGCCAAGCCAAAAUUUUCUGAUUCUGAUUCUGACUUCCUCUAGUAUUCUAAAAAUCUCUACUUCUACUCUCCCUCUUUUCUCCCCUUGCUGGGAACCACUAAUACUACUUCAACGCUAACUCACUUUUGUUUGACGAGUUUCUGUUUUAUUUUUUGGUGGCUUUUCUUCUAUCUAAAAAUUGCGGAAGCCAGUGGUGCUAUAGAGCGGGCCGGCUUUGCGUACUUUAUUUCCCCUGCCUCACAUGAUGGCCUCUCCUUCGCCUGCAUCAACUGCGAGAAGUUAUGAAGUCAUGGGCUUUUCUCAUUUGGGGGCAUGUAGCCGCCGCCGCCCUCAAACACCAAGGAAACCAGACGACACUUCUUUUCUGCUCUACUAUUUCGGCCCGGGCUACGCCGGGGGCGCGGGUAUUAGAAAGGGCCGGCCCCCUUACGCGUGUAACCCCUGGGCCGUGACACCCCGGCGGCGCGUAAAUCUCAGAAAAAAAAAAGAAAGGCGUCGCCGACGUCGCCAGCAGGCUGGCAAGCGCGAGCGAGUCGGGGCAUGUAGGCGCCGCCGCCCUCAAAGUCAAGAAAUACCAAGGAAACCGGCCGAAACUUCUUUUCUGCUGCUCCACUAUUUCGGCCCGGGCUACGCCGGGGGCGCGGGUAUUAAAAAGGGCCGGCCCCCUUAUGUGUGUAACCCCUGGGCCGUGACACCCCGGCGGCGCGUAAAUCUCAGAAAAAAAAAAAGAAAGGCGCCGCCGACGUCGCCAGCAGGCUGGCAAGCGCAAGCGCUGCGGGGCAUGUAGCCGCCGCCGCCUUCCAAGAAAUACGAAUACCAAGGAAACCUGACGAAAGAAACUUAUUUUCUGCUCUGUUUCGGCUCGGGCUACGCCGGGGGCGCGGGUAUUAAAAAGGGGCGGCCCCCUUACGCGUGUAGCAAGCCCCUGGGCCGUGACGCCCCGGCGGCGCGUAAAUCUCAGAAAAAAAAAAGAAAGGCGCCGCCGAUGUCGCCAGCAGGCUGGCAAGCGCAGGCGCUGCGGGGCAUGUAGGCGCCGCCACCUUCAAAGAAAUACGAAUACCAAGGAAACCUGACGAAGGAAACUUAUUUCCGCUCUAUUUCGGCCCGGGCUACGCCGGGGGCGCGGGUAUUAAACAGGGCCGGCCCCCUGACGCGUGUAACCCCUGGGCCGUGACACCCCGGCGGCGCGUAAAUCUCAAAAAAAAAAAAGAAAGGCGCCGCCGACGUCGCCAGCACGCUGGCGCGAUGUAUUUUUGUACCGCAAACCGUAGCCGGUUUGCUCUUUUUGAUGCCACGCCGACUUUCGUCGCCCGCGAAGCGCCGUAAAGCAUUCUGAAAAUGCUCUCUGUUUGAUGUGCACCAAAUUUAAAUAUGCACUUUGAAGGUGAAGAAGAUUCUCCGGCCCGUUCUUCUUUCUUCUCCACACGAUGUGGAAAAGAAGACGCAAGACUACAACGACACCCACUCACCCUCGUCACGGUCGGAAAUCUUUGCACAGCUCGAUGUUGGUUAUGAUUGUGUGGCCUACUUUUGCUUUUGGGCGGGCAAUAUUUAAGUGGUUCAUUAGCGUUAUGCCCUUGAGAGCCAGGCAGCAGCAUCCGCCAGGGGGCAGCAUGCGCGAUGUCGUGCGCCGUCGGCCUGUUGCAGCUGACAGCCAAUUUUAACGGGGCGUCGCGAUAUAUUAAUGAAAAUAAAACGGCUCAGCGCUAGUAGCGGGCCCCGCGCUUCAUUUGAUGUUGCCACCAAGAGCAAAAGUACAGAGACUGAAACUGCCGGAGCGCUCACAGACGCCCACUCGCACUCCGAUCGGGGAGCAUUCUUGACGCCUAGCAUCAAGUCCGCUAAAGUUAUUUGAUAGGAGAAGCACGACCGCGAGCGUGAAGAUCGCUCCGUUGAUUUGAAAAUAGGUCCACUCAUGUUCAAGGUCCGCAGGCGGAACCGAUGAAAAGAUCCCUUCCUCUUUGGGCGCUAGAAAAGAUUUCUGAAAAAAAAAAUCGGGCUUGGAGCGAGGUCACGACAGAUCGAUUGAUGAAAGAGCUUGGAUUUUUUUUUGCAAAGCAAUCGCUUCCAGCAGUGCCAGGUGGUCACCGAAAGGAGCUACAGGUGGAGCUAGAUGAGAUCUUCAGGAGCACCAGCAUGAAGAUCACAGCAUGUAGCUCAACAACAGGAGAUCCAAAAUAAUCUAAAGUCCCCUGGUGGUCCUUGUAAUUUUUCGUUCUUUUCUGUUCUGUUCAGCCAGAAACUCCGGCUCCCCAGCGCACGAUAACAUGGCAAUAAAGACGAUCAUCCGCUGGUAGUGCCGAAGAUCGUACAAUAGAAAUCUCGAAAUCGACCGCAAUAUUAAAAAAGAACCGACCAGUUUGAUAUUGAUUAAUUAUGAUUUCUUGGAUAGGAUAGUGUUAGGUUGCAUUUCUACCAUAACUUUGCGACGACGUCAUCGAUCGAGAAGUAUACAGCUCCACCUGCUGCACCGGACUCUUCUAUUUUCGUUCGCUUUAGAAUACUAUAGCGGUUCACAUCUAUUCAAAAAAAAAUGUCUCCCGACACGAGCCCGAACCAGGAUUCGUCCACUGCCGCAAAGCGGCAGAAGACGACAGAGGAUGUUGUCGUGGACCUUGAAGAGAACAAUGGCGAGGAUCUCGUCGUCGCGACAAAAUCCACCCAAAAGCUCGCCGACGAGGGGGCAGACCGCCGCCUGCCGGUCACGGUGCUAUCCGGCUUUCUCGGGUCCGGAAAAACGACCACGUUGACGCACAUCUUGAACAACACUCAGGGGUUGAAGAUUGCCAUGAUUGUGAACGACAUGGCAAGUGUGAAUGUGGACAGCCUGCAGAUCGACAAGGUUAUAUCCUCUAGUACUACUUCUACAACAAGUUCGGGUCAUCUGCAUAUCCUGUGCAAAAGUAUGGUAUUCGUAUAAAUGCAUGUCUUGCAUUGCAAAUCUUUCUCUCAAGGCAAAUCCGCAUUAGAAAUUUUAUUUCUCAUGCUGAUGAAAUUUGUAAUGCAUUUUAUACGAGUGCGAUACUUUUGCAAUGCAUACUGCAACAUAACAAGCAAAAUAACCCGAACAAGCACCAAACUGUGAAGCCGAAGAUGGUUUCGCUGCAGAACGGGUGCGUGUGCUGUAUGGCGUUGUUCUCAACUGUUACAUUCUCAGCUGUUACAUGAAUUUGUGAUGCAAGAAUGGCAAAAGUAUAUAGGGGAGAUCUUGCGCGUCUGGCAUGACAGACUUGGCGCCGAUUAUCACCCUAUAAUUUGGCCCUCUGAGAAUUUGUCAUGCGAAGCAGCUUGAUGGUGGCGCUUCUGAAGGCAAUUUCGCAUGACAAACCAUGUAACCGUUGAGAAUGUAACGUUUGAGAACGCCAUAUGCUGCACGCUGCGGGAGGAUCUGGUGGAGCAGAUUGCAGAGCUGGCGAACGACAAAACGGCAAAUUACGACUACCUCAUCAUCGAGUCUACGGGCAUCGCGGAGCCCGUUCCCAUCGCGCAAACCUUCUGUCACUCGAUCAAGGAAUUAGAAGAGAUUGCUCGGGGGGAUGAGGUCGAGGAAGAGGAGGAGGAAGUUGUAGACGAAAAGGAUGUUGCUGACAUGAAAGAUGUUGACGACGCAAGUCGGGCGGCCGGAAAGAAGGGCGGGGAACAAGUCGUGACGGAUGGAAAAGGGUACUUGUUACAACCUACUAUACCAUGAACUACCUCUGGCUCUAGCACCCUUUAUUUGUAGAAGGUCAUCCUCCACCUCCACCACGAAGUAGAUGGUAGAACUUUCUUCGCUUUAGCUUUUGAAAAUUGAAAAACAAAAAGACCUUCUCUGGUGCAUGCUGAACAAAGCAACAUGAAAUACAAGUAGACAUGAUAAUACGUAAAACAAAUUCUCCAUCAUCUCCAAAAUUCAACAGUGCUCGCGUUCUUUCUGAAGAAGAGCGCAAGCUGGUCGCCACCCAGGCCAUUCAGCUCCAGAAGUGCACGAGACUCGACACCAUGGUCACGGUUGUCGACGCCGCCUGCAUUUGGGAGGUAUUACAGUCCAAAGAGUCGAUUAAGAAUUCCAAGUGGACGGUAGCGGAGGCGGAAGCGAGCAUCCAGGAGGAGGAGGCAAUGCUUGCUGGUGGCGGAGGGCAGACGCAGAAGACGAAGACCACCUCUGCAUCGGACGACAAAGAAGGUGCUUCAACUGGAAAGAGCGGUGAAGUAGAAGAACAGCGACCACAUGAGUUAAAAAACAAUAGCGACUUGAACCAGGGUAUUGCCGGUUUACUGAUCGCCCAGAUCGAAUUCGCAAAUGUCAUUCUCUUGAACAAGGAAGACCUGCUGGUUGAGAGCGUGCAGCGCGAGCUCGACCAAGCGAAAUCCGAACUGGAAAUAGAAGACAGCACCUGCCUGGAGUACAAGAAAAAGUUGAUAGAAAACCUGGUUACCAAAUUGAACCCUGCUGCAAACCUCUACUGGACCGACCACGGGAAAGUUGCGUGCGAGAAAAUUUUGAACACCAACCUGUUCGAUAUCCGGACCGCGGAAACCCAGGCCGGGUGGAUGCACGAACUGCUGAAGGACGACGGGACGGGGAAAGCGGCGAAGCUCGGCAAGGAGCAGAUCGGCGCGAAUACGGACGCCUGCAUGGGGACGGCGGUGCAGGCAGAGCGGUAUGGGAUUAGCUCGGUAAUUUUUCGCGCGUCCAAGCCGUUUCACCCCAAAAAGCUGUUUGAUCUGCUGAACGGCUUCGGGAAAAUCUCCGACCACGCUUUUAAGCCACCAAAGUUCAAGGAACUGUGUAAACCCGCUGCAACCGAGGAGAAUAUUGAAGAGCCGCCUGUAGUCGUGAAAAAGAAGUGCUGCGGGAGUUCCAAGUGCCCGAAGAACCAGCAAAACAAGCAGAUGCUGAACCAGUAUGUGAAAAAGGACGACAAGGAAUUGCAGUUCGCGGCCGUGAGCACCAACAGCGCUGGUGUGGAACAAGAAGAACCGCAGAAGGGUCCUGCCGUUCUUGCCGCUCAAGGUCAAGAAACGACGAGUGUCAACAAGAAGAAUCUGACGACCAGUCAGUUCAACCGGUCAGCCAUUUUCAACGGCGUAAUCCGGUCCAAGGGGCAGAUUUGGCUCGCGAACGCCUGCGGCUACCGGAUGGACUGGCACAGCGUGGGACGGCAGUUCUCUUUGAACCCCGGGCAGCCGUUUGAAUCCGCCAUGCGGGAGGCGGGCGUGGAGAGUCCGGAAGAGCUGUUUCUGCAGCAAGAGGAAAAAACCGCGUUCGGACACGGCGGAGGACGCGACGGGGAUAAUGCAACAACUCAAGAAGACGAGGAGAACAGUGUGGCUUUUAUCUUGGAGCGGAAAAAGCUGCUGAAACAGAAGGAGUUGAGUGAGCUCCAGCAGCUGAAAAAGUACGAAGGGCUUUACAAGGAGCAAGAGCUAAAAACUUGGGCGAUCGACCGGACGUCCUGCACGGAAUUGGUUUUGAUCGGCAUCGACUUGGAUGAGGAAAAAAUCGUGGCGGCGCUGAACAGCAGCCUCAUCUCCGACGAGGAAUUUGCAAAAGCGACACAGGAAAAAGCGGUUUUUGACGCGUUUGUCGAGAGGUUUUAUGAACAAGACGAGGAGAACGAGAAUGAAGAACUGCUGGAAUUGGAUGAAGAGACGAUUAAACAGAACUGCAACGGGAACUCUUCGGGCUUUGACGCGUUUUUGGAGUUGGAGGACCCUUUUUUCAUAUCAAAUGCAAAAAUGUCUGGGUCUGGAGGAUUGGGACUUGUUAUGCAUGUUGCGCAUCAUACAAAAAUCUGUGUUGCGUGACUUGCAAAAGGUGCCCAUUUCUGGCCAUACUGAGGGGGCAUUUCUCAUGCAGAACAGGCAUCACAGAAGGGCUGCAGAUCCGGUGAUGCUAGGUCCUGCAUUCCAGACUUAGUGGAGCUUGGAGAAACUGCAUGAGAAAUCUCGGAAUCUUCUAGACCCAGACAUUUUUGCAUUUGAUAUUUCAACGGGGAGGCCGCGGAACGCUUCAUGGAGUUUGAUGCCUCGGAAUUCCAGGGACAUGACGAUGACGAGGAUGGGGAGGAUGGAUCCUCGGAAGAUGAUGGUGACUUCUUGGAGAAUGAUGAAGCGUCCGAGGAGGAAGAGGCCAGUGAAAUCUGUGCGGAUGAAGAGGAGUAAGUAGACCACUCCCGAUCAGCUGCAGGAUUAGGAACUGCUUAGUUUUAGCCUUGUUGCACGCAGGCGGUCUCCACCUCCUUUCAUCUUCGCAAGUUCAAAUCAUCACGAUGAAUAAGGACCUAUUUAUGCUUGAAUAAUUGUAGAAACGCGGAAACCAAGUCCAAGAUUCUGGCGAAAGAGCAAUCUCAUCUGAGUGCUUUACUUAACAAGAAUAAACAACAGUAUAGGUAGUUGUUCGACGACGACGAUGUGUGGGAUGGUGUUAUUUCGUGUCGUCAU